Molecule: messenger RNA, 2173 nt
Organism: Phyllopteryx taeniolatus (common seadragon)
Lineage: Eukaryota; Metazoa; Chordata; Actinopteri; Syngnathiformes; Syngnathidae
Gene: rpusd1
Product: RNA pseudouridine synthase domain containing 1
Exons: 6
Coding region: 117-1034 (305 amino acids)
Biological process (GO): pseudouridine synthesis
Molecular function (GO): RNA binding; pseudouridine synthase activity
Source: RefSeq, a predicted model, not a curated record
GGCGCCACAUCGCUUAGUCACGUUAGUUAGAGUAGAGCCACAAACGGAAGCACAUCCACCAGGGCUAACAACAUGUCGUGAGGAUUUCAAGUUUGUGUGCUUUGUGAAGCUUCAUCAUGGAGCCGGCCAGUGUGGAGAGUCUCCGCGUACUCUUUCAGAGUGAUGAUUACAUCGUGGUGGACAAGCACUGGGACAUCCGCAUUGAUAGCAAGAUGUGGUAUGAAAAAAACACAGUGCAGAACCAACUUCGCCACCACUUCCCUCAACUGGCAGACCCAAAAACCUACUAUGGAUUCAGAUUCUGUCACCAGUUGGAUUUCUCGACCAGCGGAGUCCUCUGCGUGGCCCUCAAUAAGGCUGCAGCUGGCCAGGCAUAUCACUGCUUCAAAGAGCGCACUGUCACCAAGGCCUACCUCGCUCUGGUCCGUGGAUUGGUGGAAGAAGAGAUACAAACUCUGGACUUUUCAAUUGGCAAGAACACUUCAGAAGGAAAAACACAUAUGAUGUGUAUUGAGGGAACAGAUGGUUGUGAGAAUGCAAAACCAUGCCAGACUGCGCUGACAGUGUUGGAGUACGGCUUGUAUGACGGAGACCGUGUCACCAAGGUGCUACUGCAGCCUCUUACAGGUCGAACCCACCAGCUAAGGGUCCACUGCAGUGCAAUAGGCCACCCCAUAGUCGGGGACUUCACCUAUAGCUCAGGAGCCGACGACGGCCCCUUCCGCAUGAUGUUGCACGCUCACCUCCUCCACAUCCCCCUGGACCUCGAACCCAUGCUCGUGUGCGCGGGAGACCCCUUUCUGUCAUCGGUGGACCCAAAAUGGCUCCCACAGCGCUCCGUACGACCCCUGAAGGCCACCGUGGACGCCCUGCUGGAGCACAGGGUGCACGAGCACAGACGAGCGAAGGAGACGGAGAGAGACCAAGUGAGACAGAAGGAAGAGAAGAGGAGGAACAAAAGCCGGAAAGAGGAGAGUGAGGAGCAGAGGAGGCAGUGUGAGGAAUGGCUCAGAGAAUGGGCUGGAGACUCAUAGUGUUAUUUAUUAUUAUCAAAUAUUUAUUUAUUCCAGUUGUUCAUCUUGGGAAACCAUGUUGAACAUGUAUUUUCCACACCCAAUUCAAAUUCCCUCAAAAUAUAAAUAGACAGGUUUUUUAAGUUUAACAUGUAAGCAUGAUGAAAUAAGAGAAGUUACUGCCUUGUUGACAUUAUGCAGGGUUGGGGAACCGACAGUCCGUGGGCCAUAUACUGCCUAUCGUCCAAUUCUAAAAACAAGAAAUUUAGAGGAACUCUGAAAUAAUGUAACCUGCAAAUUCUCACACAGCAUUAACAUACUAAAUUUUGAACCGAUGUUUAUUGUGGCCUUAGAAAAAGGAUCCUCUCCCCUGUCCUAAUGAUCAACCCAUUUUUGUUCUUCUAAUUUUAUUAUAUGGCAUAUACACUACUCACAAAAUGGUAGGAUCUUUGACUUUUGGGUGAAAUCUCAGGAUGAAACUAAAAUGCACUGCAACCUUCACAGGUAAACUGAAUUAGUUAGACCUUGUCUAAACUUUUGAACGCACAUAUCCAGCUGUUCAUUGUUUCAGUACUUUUUUGCAUACCUUGCUGUUUUGUAGUAAAGAGCUGAACAGCAAAAAUCACGUUUGGUCCAAAGGACCAAUCCAUUUCCUGGUUCAAUUAGAUGGGUAUUUAAACAGUCCUCUUCAUCAUGCUAUACACUUUUAGACAUUGUGAGACCAAGAUGACACUUAACAAUUGAUUAACAGUACCACGCCACCGUGAAGCUUCAAACAGGGUGUUUUCAGACGAAAGUGGCCACUGAAUUUAGAGUGUAAUUAGCAGGUUGCAACAGAGACUGGAAGAGUCACAGAAAGGCAUGGAAGUGGAUGUGCUUGCAUAUGUAUUGGUCGAGUUCACCUAAAAGCCAAAUAAUUCUAACUUUUUGUGCAUAGUUUAUGUUAACAAUUGUACCAAAUAUUGUAUUUUCUUAAUUGAAAUGCUAGUACAGUGGUAGUUUGUUAUAUAUACGAAUAAUCUGACAUAAAAAUAAUUAAAUGGGAAUAAAAAGUCAACUACAUUGAAAAUAUUUUGCCAUGUGAAUAAAAACAAUUCCCAAGUUUUUCCAUUUCUACAUUGAAAAUAUUUUGCCAUGUGAAUAAAAACAAUUCCCAAGUU